This is a messenger RNA of Pochonia chlamydosporia 170, 705 nucleotides long. Its product is annotated as O-methyltransferase. The transcript has 2 exons. Gene Ontology annotation, molecular function: O-methyltransferase activity. Bases 1 to 705 code for a protein of 234 amino acids. NCBI's taxonomy places the organism in Eukaryota, Fungi, Ascomycota, Sordariomycetes, Hypocreales, Clavicipitaceae. The record is from RefSeq and is a predicted model, not a curated record.
AUGUCAUCAGCCGAAGCACCAGCAUAUACGGCUCCCCCAGAAAACGCACUGGCUGGUGUGCCACCUCACAUCAUCAAGCUCCUUGACCAACUUCACGCCAAGUCUCUGGACCAAGAGUCCAAGAUUACCAAGGAUGACUUCAAGGAACGCACACAAGCUGAAGUAAUGCGCGACAAGUUCAUCGCCCUCGACCAGAAUAAGGCUCAGUAUGUGUAUGCACUUUGCCGUGCGACCGGUGCGAGAACCAUCGUCGAAGCCGGAACCUCGUUUGGUGUCAGCACCAUUUACCUGGCCCUUGCUGCGGCUGCCAAUGCUGCUGGUGGAGGCAAACCCGCUAGAGUGAUUGCAACGGAGCAUGAGCCGACCAAGGCGGCGGUAGCAAGAGAGAAUUGGAACGAGUGUGGGAAAGAUGUGGUUGAUGUCAUUGACCUUCGUGAGGGUGACUUGAGGGAAACUCUCAAGGAGAAUCUCGAGGAUGUGGAUCUUUUAUUAUUGGAUAUUUGGACCCCGAUGGCACUGCCGACGCUGCAGGUUGUUCAGCCCAAGAUGCGACCAGGUGCAGUUGUUAUCACUGACAACACGAUCGGUUCCGUGAAUGGGUACAAGGAUCUCUUGGAGUAUCUGCGUGGGCCGCAGAGUUCAUUCAUCAAUUUGACACUGCCGUAUAAUAAGGGCUUGGAGAUGAGUAUUUAUGUUCCAAAGUAG